UGACCUUGUUAGUCAAUAAAGGGCUAUAAGAUGGGGAGGCAGAGCUCCCCAUCCCGCCCCUCUCUGCCCCUGUCUCCCCAGUUCCCCUCUCCUGGGUGUCUCUGUGACUCUCCUGUUGCAGUGACCACUUGUGUCGCAUGCUCAGUGCAGGGGCUGGGAGCCAGGAUGCCUGGAUUCUGUUUCUGCGUUUGCCACUGACUCGCUGGGUGACCUUGCACAAGUCAUUCCAUGCCUCCGGUCCCCAGUUUCCCCAGCUCUAAGAAGCCCGUGAAGCACUCUGAGAGUGCAACUUAUAAUUCACAUUAGAGUGUUAUGCUUGUGAACUUUAGUAGGGUUGUGGAUCAGGGCACCUAGAGCUUCAAAUGAGCAUCUUUUAUUAUAUAAAUUGAAAUAAAUCAAUUGGGAAAUUCCCCAAGCAACAUCCACAGAAAAGCAGCUGCUAGUCAGACUGUUAAGUAUGCAGUGCUGUGCCAAUGUUGCUUUACAUUAUUGUAUCUCUGGAAUAUCUUUUCUGUGCAAUGUUAAGGUUGCAAUUUAAAUAGCCUUGUUUUGUUUUGCGCAUUUAUCAUUUUGCUUCUAGAGGUGAUAAGGGAAGUUAUUUGACCAGGGUCACACAAUGAGCUAGUAUGUGAGCUGCGAAUAGAACCCAGGAGUCCUGAGCCACCAGAGCAGGAGACAAUACUUCCUCCUAAGUGGGAUGUGCCAGGUGGCCUGGUCUGAGCUGCUUGAGCAUUUCCUGGUGCUCUUAGCUGGUGUUUGCAGAAAUUGGUCAUGUCGCAUGCUGCAAAACAGCUGGCUGCUGGCAUCUUACAUGCCACCGGCAAAGGCCAGCAUGGAAACUUCCUGGUCGCCAUCAAGCAGGAGAAGGGGGAAGUUCCCCGGACCAGCAGCGAGAAGCCCCAUGGCGAGGAGGAGCCAGUGAAGAAGAGGGGCUGGCCCAAAGGGAAGAAGAGGAAGAAGAUUCUGCCCAACGGCCCCAAGGCCCCAGUGACCGGCUACGUCCGCUUCCUGAAUGAGCGCCGUGAGCAGAUCCGCAUGCAACAUCCUGACCUGCCCUUCCCAGAAAUCACCAAGAUGCUAGGAGCCGAAUGGAGCAAACUGCAGCCCACAGACAAACAGAGGUACCUGGAUGAGGCAGAGCGCGAGAAGCAGCAGUACAUGAAGGAGCUGCGGGAGUACCAGCAGUCGGAGGCCUACAAGAUGUGCACGGAGAAGAUCCAGGAGAAGAAGAUCAAGAAAGAGGAUGCUGGUUCUGUGUCUGUGAACACUCUGCUGAACGGGCACCCGCACAAGGGCGGGGACUGCUGCGGGGAUGGCUUCUCCACGUUUGAUGUGCCCAUCUUCACUGAGGAGUUCUUGGACCAGAACAAAGCGCGGGAGGCCGAGCUGCGGCGCCUGCGGAAGAUGAACACGGAGUUCGAGGAGCAGAACGCUAUCCUGCAGAAGCACACGGAGAGCAUGAGCUGCGCCAAAGAGAAGCUGGAGCAGGAGCUGGUGCUGGAGGAGAGGCAGACGCUGGCCCUGCAGCAGCAGCUCCAGUCCGUCCGGCAGGCCCUGACCACCAGCUUCGCUUCUCUCCCCAUCCCAGGCACCGGAGAGACCCCCACGCUGGGCACCCUGGAUUUCUACAUGGCCAAACUGCACAGCGCCAUCGAGAGCAACCCGCUCCAGCACGAGAAGCUGGUCGUGCGCAUCAAGGAGAUCCUCUCCCGGAUAGCCAGUGAACACUUAUGAAAGGCCUGGUGUGUCCUGCGGCCCAGCGCUGACUCAGACUGGGACCCUCAGCCACCUCCUCCCACCCGCCCUGACACCUGGAAUCCGCUGGAGCCUUGCGGCUCAGCACCUCCGCUUUGCACAGAUCUUUGCUGGAGAAGGUCCUUUGAAAGGGUUGAGUAACUCUUGGUCCUUCCAUGCAGCUGAGAACUGUGGGCCAGGCCUCUGUGGAGUCUUGGGGGGCAGGCUGCCAAGCAGGGACAGCAAGGCAGCUUGCAGGGUCACUUCUCGGCUCCUCCUGAGCCCCUGGCUCGCUGACUGCCAGGUCUAGGGCUUAGUGCAGUGCCCGGGCGGUAUGACUGGAUGUGCUGCAGGCUCCGCGUGCCCCAUUGCAAACUGGCCCUCCGUUCUCCAGCGAGGCCCCAAGAUUGUGCAGCGAUGCUGGAAAUCCUGCAGCAGCUGCAUUAAAUUAAACCACACAGCCUUAAAGCUGACCAGAAGCUGCCCCUGGCCGCUCACUGUGACAGUAAAUCAGGUGUGUCUCGGGCUGGCCCCACCCUCCAGUUGUCAAAGUGAUGGAGAAGUCUGUCUUGCCAAGGCAGGGCAGAAGUGCUCGUCGCUGGGAGGGUGCUGGUGUAGACCAGGCACUGCUGUCCUUACCCAUGUCACCUAGACCUGUGCUGAGCAGAAGAGGACACAGCAAUGAUAAUGCCACUGUCCUGCCCAUGUUACGCAACCUCCCCUAGAGCUGCAAAAAUAGAUGGGUUCCUCCUUCCCCCCCCC
This is a messenger RNA of Chelonia mydas (Green sea turtle), 2496 nucleotides long. RefSeq names its product high mobility group 20B (gene HMG20B). The record is from RefSeq and is a predicted model, not a curated record. The coding region runs from base 772 to 1734 and encodes 320 amino acids. Gene Ontology annotation, cellular component: nucleus. Lineage: Eukaryota; Metazoa; Chordata; Testudines; Cheloniidae. Gene Ontology annotation, biological process: regulation of gene expression. The transcript is spliced from 10 exons.